Molecule: messenger RNA, 1369 nt
Organism: Delphinapterus leucas (beluga whale)
Lineage: Eukaryota; Metazoa; Chordata; Mammalia; Artiodactyla; Monodontidae
Gene: APRT
Product: adenine phosphoribosyltransferase
Biological process (GO): AMP salvage; adenine salvage
Cellular component (GO): cytoplasm
Molecular function (GO): adenine phosphoribosyltransferase activity; adenine binding; AMP binding
Source: RefSeq, a predicted model, not a curated record
CCCGGGGGAGCCAGGCAACAGACGCCUGGGCUUCCGCCUCUGGCUCGCCCCGCCCCCGGCCGUUGGUUCUCUGAACUGCUCCCUUCCGGGCCUCUGCGCCGUGCGCCCCGUGCGCGCGCUGGCGCCCUCGCACCGCGCUGCAGGAGCUCAGCCGAGACCCGCCGGGGAGGGAAGAGAGCGGGAGAGGCAGUGCGCGCCGCCCGAGGCCUGGGGUCCCGGCCACAGCUGCGCCGAAGACCUGCGGGCGCUCUCGGCUCGGCCGAACCGGGCGAGGAUUUCCCCUACAGUCCGGCCGGGGCUGCGUAGACGCCGUACUCCAUCAACCCUGACUCGCACCUGGGCCCCGUGCGAACGUCCUUGAGGCGGGGACCCUAGUGUUCUGGGCACAAGAAAUAAGCACGUGUCUUAAGACCGACCGCACUUCAGAUUCGAUGAAAUACGGUACCUCCUACGGGAGAUGGUGGGCCCCGCCCACCCGAACCCAGACCCUUUCCACGCUGGCGCGGAGCCGCCUUGGGCUCCCGGCCCCGCCCCCUGGGGGGGGCUCCUCCCCCACCCCGCGCAGGCGCGGAGCCUACUAGCCGGCUCUUGCCCUCGAGACGCGCGGAUGCUGAGAUGGCGGAUUCCGAGCUGCAGCUGGUGGCACGGCGGGUCCGCAGCUUCCCCGACUUCCCCGUCCCCGGCGUGCUGUUCAGGGACAUUUCACCCGUCCUGAAGGACCCCGACUCCUUCCGCGCCUCCAUCAGCCUCCUGGCUAAUCACCUGAAAAAGGCCCACGGCGGCAGGAUCGACUACAUCGCGGGCCUAGACUCCCGUGGCUUCCUGUUUGGUCCCUCCCUGGCCCAGGAGCUGGGCUUGGGCUGCAUUCUCAUCCGGAAGCGAGGGAAGCUGCCAGGCCCCACUGUGUGUGCCUCUUACGCACUGGAAUACGGGAAGGCUGAGCUGGAGAUCCAGAGGGACGCCCUGGAGCCAGGGCAGAAGGUGGUGGUGGUGGAUGACCUGCUGGCCACUGGUGGAACCAUGCGUGCAGCCUGUGAGCUGCUGGGCCAGCUGCAGGCCCAGGUGCUGGAGUGCGUGAGCCUGGUGGAGCUGACCUCUCUGAAGGGCAAGGAGAAGCUGGGGGCUGUGCCCUUCUUCUCUCUCCUGCAGUACGAGUGACCCCGGCCCCAGCCCUCCACCAACUGGAAGAGAAGAGGAUCAGCCUUUGGGGCAGGGCGGGGCGGGACUUGGGCGUCUGUGGCUCAGUAUUUUCUUCUGAGCGGGGCUGCUACCUGGGGGGGGGCCUGCUGGGGCUUCUGGAAGCCCCAAGGCCUGGAGCUGCAGGCUCAUUGACAGUGGAAUGAGAAUGAGAAUAAACUGACUUUCUAGA